Mus caroli (Ryukyu mouse) is the source of this 3754-nucleotide messenger RNA. RefSeq names its product F-box protein 21 (gene Fbxo21). Gene Ontology annotation, molecular function: DNA binding; protein binding. The record is from RefSeq and is a predicted model, not a curated record. Lineage: Eukaryota; Metazoa; Chordata; Mammalia; Rodentia; Muridae.
UCUUAGGCUCCUAUCGCGCGCGCGCCCGCCCGCACAGCGGCCCCCUCAGGUACGCGGACAAGAUGGCGUCGGUAGCGGGGGACAGCGCUAUGGAGGUGGUGCCGGCGCUGGCCGAGGAGGCCGCGGCCGAGGCGACAGGCCCCAGCUGCCUGGUGCAGCUGCCGGGCGAGGUGCUGGAGUACAUCCUGUGCAGCGGCUCGCUCACGGCGCUGGACAUCGGCCGCGUGUCCAGCACCUGCCGCCGCCUGCGCGAGGUGUGCCAGAGCAGCGGGCAGGUGUGGAAGGAGCAGUUCCGGGUGAGGUGGCCCUCCCUGAUGAAGCACUACAGCCCCACCGACUACGUCAAUUGGUUAGAGGAAUAUAAAGUUCGGCAGAAAGCUGGGUUAGAAGCCCGGAAGAUUGUAGCCUCCUUCUCCAAGCGGUUCUUUUCAGAGCACGUCCCCUGUAACGGCUUCAGUGACAUUGAGAACCUUGAGGGCCCAGAGAUCUUUUUUGAGGAUGAGCUGGUGUGUAUCCUAAACAUGGAAGGAAGGAAAGCUUUGACCUGGAAAUACUACGCAAAGAAAAUUCUCUACUACCUGCGGCAGCAGAAAAUCCUCAAUAACCUCAAGGCGUUCCUGCAGCAGCCCGACGACUACGAGUCCUAUCUCGAAGGUGCUGUUUACAUCGACCAGUACUGCAACCCGCUCUCCGACAUCAGCUUCAGAGACAUCCAGGCCCAGAUCCACAGCAUUGUGGAGCUUGUGUGCAAAACCCUCCGUGGCAUCAACAGCCGCCACCCCAGCCUGACCUUCAGGGCAGGUGAGUCCUCUAUGAUAAUGGAGAUAGAACUUCAGAGCCAAGUGCUAGACGCCAUCAACUAUGUCCUAUACGACCAGCUGAAGUUCAAAGGGAACCGCAUGGACUACUAUAAUGCCUUGAACCUCUACAUGCACCAGGUGUUGACCCGCAGAACAGGAAUCCCCAUCAGCAUGUCUCUGCUCUACCUGACCAUCGCCCGGCAGCUGGGGGUUCCCCUGGAGCCUGUCAACUUCCCAAGCCACUUCCUGCUGCGGUGGUGCCAAGGUGCAGAAGGGGCAACCCUGGACAUCUUUGACUACAUCUACAUAGAUGCUUUUGGGAAGGGCAAGCAGCUGACAGUGAAAGAGUGUGAGUACCUGAUCGGCCAGCACGUGACAGCAGCACUCUACGGCGUGGUUAAUGUGAAGAAGGUGCUACAGCGGAUGGUGGGCAACUUGCUGAGCCUGGGCAAGAGGGAAGGCAUUGACCAGUCCUACCAGCUCCUCAGAGACUCCUUGGACCUGUACCUGGCGAUGUACCCGGACCAGGUGCAGCUCCUGCUCCUCCAAGCCAGACUCUACUUCCACUUGGGCAUCUGGCCAGAGAAGUCUUUCUGCCUUGUCUUGAAGGUGCUUGACAUCCUCCAGCACAUCCAGACCCUGGACCCCGGGCAGCACGGGGCGGUGGGCUAUCUCGUGCAGCAUACCUUAGAGCACAUUGAGCGUAAGAAGGAGGAGGUGGGCGUGGAGGUGAAGCUGCGCUCCGAGGAGAAGCACAGGGAUGUCUGCUACUCCAUCGGGCUUGUGAUGAAGCACAAGAGGUACGGCUACAACUGUGUGAUCUACGGCUGGGACCCUACGUGCAUGAUGGGGCAUGAGUGGAUCCGAAACAUGAAUGUGCACAGUCUGCCUCACGGCCACCAUCAGCCCUUCUACAACGUGCUGGUGGAGGAUGGCUCCUGCAGAUAUGCAGCCCAAGAAAACCUGGAAUAUAAUGUGGAGCCUCAGGAAAUCUCGCACCCAGAUGUGGGGCGCUACUUCUCGGAGUUCACAGGCACACACUACAUCCCAAAUGCAGAGCUGGAGAUCCGGUACCCCGAGGACCUGGAGUUUGUGUACGAGACAGUGCAGAAUAUUUACAGUGCAAAGGAGGACACAGCCGAGUAAACUCAGGGGGUGUCACAUCUGUGCUGCUGCUGCUGCUGCUGCUGCUGCUGCUACCUUCUAGGGGACCAGGAUUCCUGAAGGACGCGUGCUGCCCCUGGAGUCAGCACAGGACAGCCACUUCACCAGCAGCCUGGCUGCCUCCCCACUUUAGAUGGUGUGCACUCCUCCAGCCACAGACAGCGUUGCUCUCCGCUACACUAGUGAAUCAGUUGAAAGGCACCGUGUCCCGUGGCAUGGCUCGUGUGCUUGUCCCGUGGUGACAGUGUGUGACAUUCUGUCUUCUCACCCCCUUCCCAUCCCUGUCUCCAUCUACCUUGUGUCAGUCUCUCCCGUUGGACAGUCAUUCGGGGGCCACGUUUCCUCAUCUCUGGAACAAGGUCGCUGAGUCAGGCCUGCCGCCCUCUGCCUUGAGUUAGAUUGUACUUGGAGAAGGGCAUGGAAGUGGGAGUCACAGCGAUCACAGUUCAGUUUUUUGCUAAUACAGAAACACAGAUUUCAAGUAUUCCCUUUUUUGUUGUUAUUUUUUUAAUUUAAAUUGGGAGAACAACAGUGUCUCCCUUCUCUCACUGGGUCUGUGCACAUUUCUGCCUGUUGUGAGCUCCUGUCUUGUUACGUUGGUUCUCUGAGCAAAUGCACAGCAAUGGCCUUUCCGAGAGAGCUUCUCCACGUUUCCGAGCUGCUCCUUUAAGAUGACUACUCCUUGGUUAACUUUAGGAUCUACUCCAGUAUCCUGAGCAGAUCUUAAGUCGGUCAUGGGCCCGCUAAAUGGCUCUUAAAACUUGUACCUCCUGGUCCCCAAACCAAGAGAACGGGUCUGUUCUUCUGAUCAGGAAAAUGAACUGACGAAGCCUAACUGGGGGAGACAGGCGUCGUGUUCCCUGUCACUCCUGAGUCACAUCCAGACCCUCCAUUUUGAGAGUGUUGGGCUUAUGGGAAGCGGAGCACAUGCUCUGGGCUUCAAGCUGCCUGUCUGAAGGCCCCAGGACACUGACUCUUGGAUGAGGUCUGGCCUCAGGUCACCCCUGGCUUCUGCCUGAUGCUGUCUGUGAGUGAGGAGCAAGCCUUUACCAGAUCCUAGUGGGUGCUACCUGGUCCUCAGACAAGCAGUCCCAUAAGUAAAACUACCCACGGGGCCAAUGGCACAUCUGUCCUGUGUUGCUGUAGUGAGCGGAGCUUUAGGGGGCCGCCUGCCAGCCUCGCCCACCCGCCUGCCUGCCUGCCGCAUGUGUAUCCUCACACCACACCCCUCCAAAUGAGCGCUCCCUCUUCCAUUGCCCUUCACCAGCCCCAGGAUGAUGAGAUGAGGCAGUCACUAGAAGGGCGGGAAGCUUGAAGCUCUUGCAGCUGGAAAGGUUCCUGUCCAGUCUGUGCCUCACCAGGCAGAACCAGUCAGAGGCGGGUCCAGACUUACAUUUGGAAACUUAACUACUCAGAGCUUCUGCCCGAGGUUGGGGGAUUUUACACCUGCUCAUUCAAAGGUGAGAACCGCCCCACGAGGACUCACACCCUUGCACCCCAGUACUAAGCAGCCUCGGAGUAUGCUGGGAGUCUCCAUUGCUGGGUUUCUGCUUCGAUUUCCUUUUUCCUGUAGAGAAACGUCAAAGCUGAGGAAGAUGGCUUCCCUCCCUGACCUGACUGUAAAUAAUGUACCUAGACUGUUUUUAAAUGUGUUUCUUCACGAAGGCUUCGUUUGGCUGAGGGAGCCUAUAUCACCCGUGUAAGUUGGUAUUUGGGCACUUUAUAUUUUUCUAAAAAUGUGUUUUGGAUCCUGUACUCUAAUAAAUCAUAAGUUUCUUUUUAAAAAUUUU